ACUUGAAACUUCAGCAACGAUUCCUUCCGCUGACCCGUAGCCUGCUUUUCCUGUGAUGGAUCUGCAGGAAAACACCACUGCAAACAUGACUCUAGCGGCGGAUGAGCCCCGGCCCGAGUCCGUCAUUGUGCCAGCCAUCUUUGCUUUCAUCUUCUGCCUUGGAGUCUUCGGAAAUGCUCUGGUCAUUGCCGUCCUUCUCCGUACCGGGAAAGAAAUGCAAAACACCACCAAUGUCUUCAUCCUCAACCUCAGCAUCGCCGACCUCUUCUUCAUCAUCUUCUGCGUCCCCUUCCAAGCCACGGUGUACUCUCUGCCGGAGUGGGUGUUCGGCCUCUUCAUGUGCAAGUUUGUCCACUUCUGCCAAUGCACGACUAUGCUGGCCUCCAUCUUCAACCUCGUAGCCAUGGCGAUAGAUCGUUACCUUGCCGUUGUCCACCCGGUCACCUCGAUGGACAUCCGCAAGCCGCAAUCAGCCUGGUUGGCUGAGCUAGUGGUGUGGGUACUGGCCAUGGGAACGGCUUCGCCGUACCUCGUGUACUACGACAUCGUCAACCACGGCACCAAGAGCGAGCAGGAGUUCUGCAUCGAAGUCUGGGAGGAGAUCGAGAACCAACGCCCCGUCUACAUCGCUUUCCAGUUCACGUUUGGAUACGUCCUGCCUCUGAUGAUCAUCACCAUCUGCUACUGUCUGGUCAUCAAGCGUCUCAACGCCACGUCCAAGAGAAGCCAGGCCAACCGAGCCAAGAAGAGAAUCACGAAGAUGCUGAUCGUGGUGGUCGUUGUCUUCGGAAUCUGCUGGCUGCCUCAUCACAUCAUGCAUCUGUGGGUCAACUUCGGAGAGUUCCCCUACACCAUGACAACCUACGUCCUCAAGCUGUUCUCGCACUGCAUGGCUUACGCUAACUCCUGUCUCAACCCCAUCAUCUAUGCCUUUCUAUCCACGGAAUUCAGAAAGGCUGUGGGCGAGUUGGCGUGCCAUAAGCGCGGGUAGGGUCGAGCGUGUUCGGCACUUCGUGACUGACUCGUACAGGCGGAUGACAACCACUACCAUGAGGUUCCUUCGGGCUUCUUGGGAGAUAAUGAUGCUGAUGGCACGGCGUGUGAAGACUAGGAGCACCCAAACAAAGUUAUCGAAAUCUUCUCUAAACAGCAGGAAAAACAUAUAAACGAUGCUGCACCAACAGUUACAAGUACCAUACUUAUCGAUAUAGACAUAACAUUGCUCUUUCACGAAUAUAAUUAUCAACAUCGCUGGAAUAAUACCAGAGCGUAACAGUAACAAGCGAACGCUAAGUCUAAACAAUAAGAUAUCAAAAAGCAGAAGAUACCUGAUAUAUCCUACUUAACUCUCAUCCACAUAGUAUUCUAAUCCAUCUCAAGCCACGCUUAUCAAAAUUAUGUGUAAAUACUCAGACUCACAGAUUAUAAUGCUAUUGAAGGUUAGAAAAGUCAAUAAAGCAUAUCUAAUUCUCUAUAUAUAUUGAUAACGAAAGAGUUAACGUGGCUGUCAUUAAUUGACGAAUCGGAGAGGUAGUUUUGCAUGCUUUGCAGCAGCGAGAAAAUUGUAAAUAAACUAAUAAAUAACUAAUAUCAAUAAUUGAUCGACAUAUCGGUUGUAAUGCAGAGCUACACGUGGAGCAGGCCUCCUGUGUUAGAGUGAAGAUGAUCUGUUGAUAGAGACAAUUAUAAAUACAGCACUUUCUAAGUAUUGUAGAAUACUAUAUUAUGUUGUACUGAAUAUAGAUUCCUGAUAUAAGACGUUUCUUCACAGCUGGAUUAUACUAGCGUUCUACAAUGAUAGAAUAACAUGUGUCAAAGAGGCGCACUUGAUACAAAGUCGAUAAAAAAAAGAGGUAAAGGUAUACAGAUUAUGUCAGGAUAAAAGUCCCGAGUUUAUCGUUAUUGCAUCCUCCUACGCACGGUCCCCAACGGUGCUAGCUAACCGCCUUUGUGUAGACCCUGCUAUCUGAAGGGUUACCAGCGGUUACUGUGGGCGUCGCCAUAAACCAGCUGUCAACCAAUCAAAGAAUAGGAUUUUCUUAGCCUUUCAGUUUUCUAAGGGAUCUCACUAAGGCCUGAAUGGGCGCUGAUUGGCUGAUUCCCAUAUAAGGGUUAGCUCAUUAAUAUUUAUAAGCAGGUCGGUCAGUAACAGGGGUUGCCCUUCAGAUAGCAGGAUCCCCACAUAGGCGGUUAGCUGGUGCCUUUGGGGACCGUGCGUAGGAGGCUGAGUUAUUUUCGCAAUGAUUCUGGCUAAAAGGGUCAGUUGGUUUGCUGAGUAUCAAAACUGAUGGAACUAUAGAAUUUAAACGAUAUCAAUCAUUGAAUACGGAAUGUUAGCACAGAAUGAUGAUGAUGAUGAUCACAGAUAUAGUUUGGUUGGAUUGAUGAAAAGGUCAUUAGACACUGAAAUUUGAAUAUUCAGUUCGCUGCGUAGGACUCAAUCAUGGGCGGGAUGACACCGGUACAUAUAAGAAAAUAUGUAUCUUAAAGACAAUUACAUGUAGAUUAUAAUACUUCAUAGAUAAUUAUAUAAA
Molecule: messenger RNA, 2534 nt
Organism: Branchiostoma floridae (Florida lancelet)
Lineage: Eukaryota; Metazoa; Chordata; Leptocardii; Amphioxiformes; Branchiostomatidae
Product: galanin receptor 2b-like
Exons: 2
Coding region: 56-991 (311 amino acids)
Biological process (GO): G protein-coupled receptor signaling pathway
Cellular component (GO): membrane
Molecular function (GO): G protein-coupled receptor activity
Source: RefSeq, a predicted model, not a curated record